AGUAAAUGAUGGAACCCAUGAAACCGUGGGUUUAGGACUUGCAAUAGGCGUCGCUAAAAGUAGACCAAAAACACCCGGAAUGGCUCAUCCCCAUAUCUCGUUCAUCCCCUAUAAAAGCGGCCUGUUGCGGCGAAUGUUGCGAGUCAAACAUUGAAAACUGUUGCUCCUGCCACUCUGCAACAAGUCUUCCUCCAGUCGCGCAUCCAUCUGAAGAAUUGUUAAGCGCUGCAAAACAUCCGCUGGCAUGGUGAAGUUUGUCGUGGUUUUGGCGAUUUUUCUAUCGGCUGAAUGUGCUGCAGGACGAUACGAAAUAAAAAAAAGUAGGGGGUCCUGCUUGAACUACGGGCAUGCCUGCUGGGGCGCCCAUGGGAAACGAAGCGACCGAUCAGAGCCACUUUCCCGACUCGAUAAUGAGGCGACAUCAAACAAAGAGGACGCGAAAGUGGAGUGGUUUCUUUCGAAAAUGAUAAGUCCCUUGGACCUGCGGUAUUACCGACGUGCCAACCUGCUGGAUGCAUCCAGAAAUCAGCCCGAGAUUGACGAACUGUUUAGCGAUCCAGAUGGCGGCGACAACAUCAAAAGCGCCAACGAAUGGGCCCGAUUCAGAGAACUGAUGAGGAACAAUCAACUUUCAGCCGCUGCUGGAUCCAUCGAAGAUGGCGACAAACGAUCUACAAACGAAUAAAAUAACGUAAAAAUUUUAAUUAUAUUCGCUGAAAAUACACCAUACAAAAGCGUUAAGUUCUAAAUUAGGUGUGAUUUGACUUAAGUAAAAUUUAAAAAAAUUAUAAUUAGUUUAAUAUAAUCGGGAGCUUGUUGGGGCUAUUCCUCCGACUUUUUCCACCUCAAUCUCAGCUAGUGCGCUCUUUGUAUGGCUGGAAUGAAGAACGCAAACUGGCAAACAAGUGGAGGAAUAGUCACUAGUGGUUUUCGGCUGGAUAAAUCCUGGAUCGCCAUGUACUAUAGUGAUAAGUAGCAGAUUGGAAAAAUAAUAAAGUCUCAAACAAAA
Dendroctonus ponderosae (mountain pine beetle) is the source of this 1009-nucleotide messenger RNA. RefSeq lists its product as uncharacterized. NCBI's taxonomy places the organism in Eukaryota, Metazoa, Arthropoda, Insecta, Coleoptera, Curculionidae. The record is from RefSeq and is a predicted model, not a curated record. The transcript has 6 exons. Bases 245 to 685 code for a protein of 146 amino acids.